Molecule: messenger RNA, 1356 nt
Organism: Symbiodinium pilosum
Lineage: Eukaryota; Dinophyceae; Suessiales; Symbiodiniaceae
Source: the annotation of a GenBank genome assembly
AUGCAACCGUUUUCUGUGGACUUGUCAAAGGUCAACAUCAGCCCUCCUGUCGUGCUGGUUGCGCAGUUUGGUGGGCCGCGGCCAAGCCUGCAAUGUUGGUGUCACGUGAUUCGCGCCGAGUCGUUGCCAGAGGAGACAUUCGUGGUGGAGGUCUCCCUGCUUGCCAACAAUGGUAAUGGCUGCGUUCUUGUCCGUGGGCGUUCAGAUGCACGAAGCGGCCCUGAUCCAGUCUACCAUAGCUCCGUGAACUUGGAUUGGGAUGACGAGGGCGAUAUGGCCUUCAACUGCCAGGUGAUUCGAACCGGCAUUGGCUUCAACGAGGACACUUUUGCCGAGCUGAAAGAGAAACUGCCACAGGCAGCAACAGCUCCUGUGGGCAGAUCCCGGCGGCUGGAACUUCGAUGCCUUGAUGGGACAGGCACGCACGCGGAGGUCAGCGUGCACUUCGCCACGGUCAUGCCAGAGGUCUCGUUGAGCAUCACGGCAUCUUCGGCAACUUGCCUGGCUCCAAAAAGUGAGGCUUGGAGUUUCAACCCCUUUGUGGAGGCGAGUGUCCACAGUCGCGACCCACGGCUUGGCAGCAUCGGACGCAGCGCUAAAGUAGCCACGGCACAGUCGGAAACUCUCACGAACUGCCAUGCAGACCCGCACUGGACACAGCCCAUGGUACUCAAGCUCGUGCCAGAGCCAGGGCUGUUCUUGCGGAUUGUGGUCUGCUCGGAGGCGCUCGGUGUCACAAGGGCCUGGGAUGAGCUGGCUGAGCUGGUGAUGGAGUUGCCUGAGGCAAUGAAGCUUGCACAGGGUUCGGUUGAGCGCAAAUGGGCGCUGACAAGGUUGAUUGACAUGAAGAGACACGGCGAGUCUGAAAUCUUCAUGAGCUUUGCGCAGGUAGGCGGCAACGUCGCCGUAUCAGCGUUUGAGAGCGUUGCCGACAAUAUCCACGGCUCUCUUCCCAUGGUUGCUGGAGGGACAGUGCAGCAGCAGGCUGCAUGGGACAACAGCCCUUCUCGUGCGCGACCCAAGCACACGACCAUGCAGGUUCCAAUUGCUGCAGGCUACACCCUACCACCGCAACCUCGUUUAGAAGGAAUGCAACACUUGGGGCAAGUGCUUCAAGCACAUGGACAAGCGGUCCCAGAUGUAGUAGCUCAGCGCUACGGGCCACCACAACAACCGAGGUUCCAAGACCUGCCUCCUCCACAAGCACCUCCAGCUGUUGCAUCACCGUCACCAGAGGAGCUGUCCCAGGCAUUGCAGCGAGCUCCUGCGCAAGGUGCCGUCGUGAAGGGCAACGUGCCCAUGAGCUUCUUCAGCGCUCCCGGCAAUCCCCACUUAGUCUGGCUUUCCCGUCGGUGA